GACUUAAAAUCCCUCCGAAACCAAAAACUCUAUGAACAAAGUCACCACUCUUCAUACUCUCAAACCCUCGUCUUCUCUCCAUUUUCACAUCAUCAAUUUCCAAAAUUUUCUUCUAUCGAAAGCUUCAAUUGCAUGAUACACAUUCAAAAUUCAUAAAAUUACUUACUUGUAGCUCAAAAUCCACUUUCAAUCUGCUAAAAAAAACACAAUGACCCAACAAUUAAACGGCACCGCCGUCAAUAUCUCCGGCGAUCAACCGCCGGCUGCUCCUCCACAGACGCAACCCACCUCCAAUGCUCCGCCAGCAGUCACACAACCAAAUCCCCAGGUUACCCCUGACAACAAUGCUCGAGUCGAUGCUGUUUGGCAGCAAAUGAAUAAAGGAAUAUCGAAAGAAAAGCUAAAUUCUAUUUUGAAGAAGGCUCCUACAAAUGUAAAAGGAACAUCAUCUAAGCCUUCUACGAAACCAUCUUCUUCGAGCUGGAUGACAGUUCUUGGACUUGGUCAAAAGAAAAGCUCACCUAUCCAACCUGUACCAACAUUAAAACCAGUUGAUAAACAAAACGAUGGUAGUGCAGAGGCGUUAAAGGCGGCUGCUGCUGCCCUUUCUGCCGUCAGGGAUACUGCUAAUAUGGCUGCUGUGGCCGGAAGAGGAAAAGUUGAGGUGAGAGAAGUUAGAGACUUUGCUGGGGAGUCGAUUGAAGUAAAGAAGCUUGUCGAUGCUAAUAUGGCAGAAACAUCAGAAAAAGAAAAAGGAGGUGCUGCACCUUCUGCAGUUGAUGCCAUUCUUGAGCAAAUCAAGAAGAAACCAAAGCUAAGUGUUCUUGAUAAGACCAAAAAGGAUUGGGGAGAGUUUAAGGAAGAAAAUCGUUUGGAUGAGGAGCUGGAAACUUAUAAAAAGAGUGGAAAUCAGUAUUUAGAUAAAGUUUCAUUUUUGGAGCGUGCUGAUUAUCGGGAAUAUGAAAGGGAGAGAGAUGCACGCUUAGCUGUGCAGGCCAAAAGGAAGGCCGAUAUGCGAGAAGAUGACUGACGUAUGUCAGUUGUCAAUUAGAUUGCGGUUGAUAUCCACUGAAUGUUUUCGUUUUGUUAUUGGGAUUUAAGAUUUGAUGGAAUACAGAACUUUAAGUUGAUGCUUGCCUUUCGCUUUCGAAAUAGAUGUCUUAUUGGGUUCGCACUGUUCACUGUUCUAUUUUUGUUUGUAGAGAGAUUAUAACCGGGCAAAUAUUGUUUCAACUAAUUUAAAUGCAGUUGAGUUUUGCUUCUUCCUA
Molecule: messenger RNA, 1268 nt
Organism: Erigeron canadensis
Lineage: Eukaryota; Viridiplantae; Streptophyta; Magnoliopsida; Asterales; Asteraceae
Product: craniofacial development protein 1
Exons: 4
Coding region: 209-1030 (273 amino acids)
Source: RefSeq, a predicted model, not a curated record